Molecule: messenger RNA, 5970 nt
Organism: Amphiprion ocellaris (clown anemonefish)
Lineage: Eukaryota; Metazoa; Chordata; Actinopteri; Pomacentridae
Gene: mtf1
Product: metal-regulatory transcription factor 1
Exons: 11
Coding region: 158-2599 (813 amino acids)
Biological process (GO): central nervous system development; positive regulation of transcription by RNA polymerase II
Cellular component (GO): nucleus
Molecular function (GO): RNA polymerase II cis-regulatory region sequence-specific DNA binding; DNA-binding transcription activator activity, RNA polymerase II-specific
Source: RefSeq, a predicted model, not a curated record
AGACCUCAUGCUCAAGCCGAAAUGUUUGAAUUGGGUCGUGCGGCUUUUAUUUUGAAUGAACUGCGCUUAUUUGGUCUGCUGCCAUCCAAACUUCUCAGAUCAUUUAAGACAGGGUGUAACAAUCUUCCCUGCCAAGGAAGGAUAGGCACCAGGGACCAUGAGUGAGAAUGGCCCUCAUACGGAGGCGUCCAUGUACUUUGAGGUUGAGGUGGAUCAUCUGGAACGGGACGAUGAAGAAGACGACAAGAUCCACUUUGACAAAGAUGAUGACCUGAUAGCUGAACCUUCGUCGUCCACUGGUCGGGUGUACGACCGCACCACAGUGCUCAUCGAGCGGGACCCCAUUCGUCUGGAUGAGGAGGGUGAAGAGGAGGGUCACUGUGGAGGAGAUGAAGAAGUCACCUUCUUAACUGAAGGGGAAGGUGAUGGGGAUGAGGAGGAGGGGUCUCUUGUCUUUAUGGCCGACCCUGAUGGGAUGUCACAGGGUUAUGUGCACCACACUAUUUCUCCAGACCAGAUCCAGUUCACGAUAAAUCCAGGCUCCACCCCCAUGCCACGCAACAUAGAGGGGGCUACGCUUACUCUGCAUUCUGAGUGCCCAGAGACCAAGCAGAGAGAGGUAAAGCGCUACCAGUGCACAUUUGAAGGCUGCACAAGGACAUACAGCACGGCAGGAAACCUGCGAACACACCAGAAGACACACCGAGGCGAGUACACAUUCGUGUGUAAUCAGCAGGGCUGUGGAAAGGCCUUCCUCACCUCUUACAGCCUCAAAAUCCAUGUGCGUGUUCACACCAAGGAGAAGCCAUUUGAGUGUGAUGUGCAAGGCUGUGAAAAGGCCUUCAACACACUAUACAGACUAAAAGCACACCAGAGACUUCACACCGGCAAGACGUUCAAUUGUGAAUCAGAGGGAUGCACAAAGUACUUUACCACGCUCAGCGAUCUGAGGAAGCACAUUCGCACACACACUGGGGAGAAACCAUUCCGGUGUGACCAUGAUGGCUGUGGCAAAGCCUUUGCUGCAAGUCAUCAUCUAAAAACACAUGUACGGACACACACAGGGGAGAAGCCAUUCAACUGUCCUAGUGAUGGCUGUGAGAAGACUUUUAGCAGCCAGUACAGUCUGAAGAGUCACAUCCGGGGCCAUGACAAAGGACAGCCCUUCACUGUCACCCUCACCCAUCCGCUCUCUGAAGAUGCAAAUCAUUCACUGUGCCUCAGUGACUUGAGCCUGAUCUCCACAGACUCGGAGCUACGAGAAAACAUUCAUAAUGCUCAAAAUAUGGACCUCAGCAAUGUCACACCUGUCAAGAUAUUUGAGCUCAUGUUCCAGAGUCCUGACAACAGUAUCAGCCAAGAUGAUGCCCGUCCCAACGAGAGCCUUGCUGAACCCUUCAGCCUAGAGACCCCCACCCAUUUGGGAGUGACUGAUGCCUCGCCUCUCAUCUCUUUCUCUAUCAGUCCUACCUCCUCAUCUUCCUGUUCCCACACCACUGCAGUCAUGGAGGCUUCUUCCCAGCUCCGUAAGAGCUCUUCCUCUCAGGCCUCCACCCCUGCCACUGUCACUGCUACUGUCGACUCCACCCAGCCGCCCCCUUUCGUGCAGUUAAGUGGGCCUCAGCAGAUCUCAGAUCCCCAGGCUUCUGUUCAGCCACCAGACCAUGUCACCCCACAGCAUUUUGUGGCACUGCCACCCUCAUUCCUCCAGCCAGAUAGUGCUACACAGACCACUCCUUUACCACCAGCCAUGUCUGCUCCCCCUUCAGUGGCUUCUGCACUGACCACCACAACACCAGGCCAUGCUGCUGCUGUUGUUGCAGCUACCACAAUGGAUGCUUUAGCUGCUGUGGCUCAACCUGUGCCUUUGGCCAGCAAUCCUGUCCCCAACUCUGGCCCUGGUCUGGCUCCCACCCCUGCCACCAUCACCAUAGCGCCCACCCAGAACCUAAUGCAGCCCAGCCUAGUCAUGUCUGACCAGAACCUCCAGUGGAUCCUCAGCAGUGCUGCCAACAACCAGCAAACAGAGCAAGCACCGCAUCAAGGAGCUCCAAAAGUGGAAAAGGUUUUCUUCACUACAGCCAUACCAGUGGGGGGAAACCCUGGCAACUCGGUCCAACAGAUUGGCCUCAGCCUGCCAGUCAUCAUCAUCAAACAGGAGGAAUCCUGCCAGUGCCAUUGUGCCUGCAGGGACUCUGCUAAAGAAAAGAAUGCAAAGAGUUUCUCCUCCGUUGUUUCAGCCCCAGCACAGCAGCAGCCACCAGAUCCCCCUCCCCCACCACUAUCAGAGCCUCCACACCAUCCAACCACUUCAUCAUCCUCAUGCUGCCUCCCCAAGUCUCCCUCCAAGGUGGGUGACGCGAGGCUGGAGGCCCCCUCCUCUUCAGCUUCUUCUUCUUCUUCAUCUUCUUCCUCCACAGCUCAGACAUUCUCAACGAUCGUGAGCAGCACUGCCACGAACCCGCCUUCAUCUGACGGGUUAGCCAGUAUGGACGUCUCAGACUUCCUCUCCCUGCAGAGCCCCGAGACAGCUGCCAAUAUUGAGGCUCUGCUGCUGGUCGCAGAUGACUUCAACAUGGCCACCGAUGGCACUCCUUAGAAGAACUGCUUUCUGAGUCUGGCACCAUGUGUUUGUCUGUUGCACCCACGCAUCCACAAGCAUAGAUUCCACCUACACCUUGAGUCAUUCUCCAAAGUGAUGCUUCUUCCUUCACCCUAUAUAGUGUGUACAUCAAACCGCCUGUACCUGCAGUGCAUUCUCUUCUGUAUGGCACUGUGCAACAUAUAUAUACAAACUAUGAAUAACUUUUCUGUUGAGUCUCAUUGCAGUAGUUGAGUUUUUUUAGAAACGGGAUUAGUUUGCUUAUUGAGAUUUAGCAACUUUAACGCUCAUUAAUGCAGGGAAAGGGCAGUCGAUCCUUUUGUUCAAAACAAAAAACCUGUAUAUAAUAAUCCUCAAGAUGUCCACUCUGAAUUGAUUGAAACAAGUGAGUGUUGUCCAAGCACUGAUAAUUUUAGAGUUCCAUUCUCCUGGCUGGAAGGUCACACACCUCAGCAGGGAAACAAAACUCCUCUGUAUAUCCUUGUACUGUACUACAGGUCCUAACACAUUCUUAAAGCUGGUAUGCAACUGACUAGAAUGCACUGUAUAUUAGAGGAAUUUGCUAUAAUUUUACUCAAGCAUUGCUCUCAGCAGGAGUUUUGGAGCUGGCAACACAGCCCCUCAUAUAGCUGAUAAGUAAUAUGAAGUAAUUUCCUCAUUUUUUUUUUUUUAUGUUUUGUUUUUAGAGCAAUUAGUGUAGUCCUUAAAAUGUGAUGAUUCUUUUCUAUUUGUUUGGACAGCUAUUUACUAAUUGAGAGAAGAACCUGUGAUCAGAUCUGCCUGUCUUUUGAAAUGACCUAAGUCAGUACAUCAAUAAGUUGCCUAUAACUUAAACUAACUUAAAAUUGUAUAUGUUAAUUUAUUUAAAUGCUUGAUUCUUUCAUUAUACUGGUAAUACUAUCAUCUUCGAGAUAGCAGAAAAAAUAUAUUAAUUUAUUCCAAUCAUUUGUUGUAUUUUUAAGUUGAGCUGUUUUUUGUUCUUUUUAGUUACUGAAUUGUUUUCCCUUUUAGAACGUAAUGGGUAUUGCUUAAAGGAAGUUUGAGAAAAGAGGCACCUAUAGUCGACUGCACAGUGAAGCAAAUUAUCUUCUGGGAUCUGCUUGUUUGCAAAGAUUGUCCAUAAUUAAACAGUAAGGAACUACUGUCAACAUCCCAUGUUUUUUUUAGGGUUGUGACCCUCUCAGGGAUGCAUCAAGUCAUAACUGAUCCUGGUUCCCCUAAUUUGUUACUCAGACAUGCGUUUUCUUUACCAGAUGUCCCACACUUGCAGUAGCCCUACGUUUUGCUGCACUCUUCCCUGUUUAUUGCACACUAACUUGUAAAGCGAGUAAUCCGACAGCUUGUUAGCUGAGGUGCAGCACCACUACAGACUUUUUGUAUACAACUGCUGUAAAGUAGCAUUUAAAAGAUGGUGUCCUGGCGACAGUGUAAAUAUAAUACAUUUUAGUGUAAACAUGUUUGAGAAACUUGUAGAUUAUUCUAGAAUUUGUAUUUUUGUAUAGAUUUUUGGAUUACUAACUCUCAGAGUUUGGAGCUAAUGUACACUCUCUAUCCUUUCCUUCUUCCGCCUGUCACAUUUAUGCAGAAGAUUGCAGAAGAGUUUUUUGCUGUGUUUAGUUGAAUAGUUCUACAAGCAACUGUGCUUCUGUACAGUCCCUAUAGUAACAAGUUGUAUGUAACACAUAGCCUCCUGCUCAGAGUAUAAUUUAACAGUAUUGUUUCACAUGGGACACAAUGCAAUGAUGACAAAGCAAAGGCAUUAUGGCCUGUAAAUUAGAGUGUAGAGCUACUUGGCCUUACAACAUGAACUGUUCUGUGAGCCUCCUUGCCUUGACAGUCUCUGUUUCAGACACUGACAUAUUGACACUCAUCUCCACUGACUCUCAGGCGAUCACUUCCAGCAGCAGAUCACACUGAGGAAAAAGCGCUGAAACUGAUAACGUUGUAUUGUUUUCCAACUGUAAUGUUUGGAAAGUCUAAUGGAUAUGCAGCAUCCUGCUAAAAUAUAGUCGAUACAUAACUGAUGCGGAUGACGUGAUUCUGCAUUUUAAUUCCAGGUUGUAGGAUCAUACCAAACUGACGACCCUGUCACUUCAAAUCGGGAUAUUUCUUUGUCUUUUUGCCAUAAUGUAGGAGCAGAGCUUUCCCUUGAGUCACAGGUGCCCUGAAGGCAGUAGAUUGAUUACAAGAGGCUCCUGUUGCACAUUUUGUGUUUGAAACCAUUCCACAUAUGCAGCAUUUGAUAUUUGGAGUGUCAAAGUCUAAAGUUGGCUCCAUUUGGAUUAUAAAUUAUAAUUAAGUGUCCCCGUUUAGACUCUCUAAACACUUACUGCCAAGAGUCAGGCACGUACAUCAUUAUACAUUCUCAUAACUGCAUACUGUCAAUGAACACAACUAUGCAAUUUAAGGUGUGGCAUUCACAAGUUUAAAUACCAGUUCCAACAAAAAAGUUUAUUAAUGCCUCUCUCCAUGAAAUGAUAUUCAGUUUCAAAUUGUACGCCAAACUCCAAUGGCAAAAAUGUGCAUUUCCAGUGCAUUGAUUUUUAAGCAUGCUUGUGGGGCUUCAGUAUAUUGCAUUUCAUAUUCUACACUGUGGUGUGAAUCUGAGCUUUGUAGUGCAACCAUUAAGUACUGUUCCCAUGAAUGUCACCCCACAAUUAUUAUUUUAUGUGCGGUUUUGCCUCUGAGGUAACUGGUUUAAAACCAACUGAAUCUGUUUGAGGGAGUAUGUUGGCGAAUGAAUGGUUCUGUUUUAAGAAUUACUUUGGUCAAAUGUACGCAAUGUUUUCCUUUUUUUAUUUCAAGACUUUGUGGUGGAUGUGUUUCAUUGAGCUCACUCCAUUUAUGUAGUUCAUCUCAGCCUUUCCACUUACUUAAAGAUGACUUGUGUUUUAUUUGUUGGCUUUCACCUUCACCAAUGAGAGUCUGACUUACUGCUGCCAAUAUUUGUUUUAACCAUUAAGCAGAGACAUGGUUUUUGACUUGUGGCCCUGGUUUGUCUGUCCGAUGUUUGCCUGUAAAAGGUGACGUCGGCAAAUCACAGAUGGUGACAUUUGUUUGGAAGCAGAUUGAUCAAACAUAAAGCCAGAGUAUUUUUGUUUUUUGGGGGAGAAUUGAGAUCCAGAAUUUCUGCCAUCUCCAACAUUUUUCCAAAUAGGCAAUAUUUAACAAAAAUGAGUCAAAAAAGAAACUAUAUGCUUCCAAAGGAAUGUCUUUACACCCAAAGAGUGAGGAAUUGUUAAGGAUUUGUAUUUUUAAAGAAUGUAUAAUGUGAAAAUGUUUGCUUAUGCUCGUUUCAUAUAAAAUAUAAUAACUUUCUGAAUUGAGAGCAAUAUAAUAUGAAUAAAACCUUAUCCUUGUCACUGAAA